CGUCCAGCCCAUUCCCACCUUUCUUGAGUGGAUAAACAAAAACAAGGCAAAGCAAAGCAAAGCAAAGCGAAAUCAAAUCCCGAAGAGAUGGCAAGUGCAAUCCACUGCUUAUCUUCUUCUUGUUUGAACAUUCAGUCGAAAUUCAAAACCCUUUCACUAAACAACAACUCUUCUAGUCAUCACUCAAACUUGGCCCCUUUCACCUCUCUCAGCUUCUCCUCCAACCUCUCUCCCAAUCUCUUCUCCAAAGGGUCUUUGACAAUGAGCACAAUCCAGAGGCCAAUUCAUCAUUCAGUUGUCUGCGAGGCAGCUCCAACGAAGAAAGCUGAUUCAGCUGCAAAAAGAGCCCGUCAAGCUGAGAAAAGGCGCAUUUACAACAAAUCUAAGAAAUCCGAAGUCAGAACCCGCAUGAAGAAGGUAUCAUUGUUGCAAAGUUAUGUUUGAGAUGGAUGCUGUUUG
This is a messenger RNA of Pistacia vera, 459 nucleotides long. RefSeq names its product 30S ribosomal protein S20, chloroplastic-like. Gene Ontology annotation, biological process: translation. Gene Ontology annotation, molecular function: structural constituent of ribosome; small ribosomal subunit rRNA binding. The transcript has 2 exons. The record is from RefSeq and is a predicted model, not a curated record. Gene Ontology annotation, cellular component: small ribosomal subunit; ribosome. NCBI's taxonomy places the organism in Eukaryota, Viridiplantae, Streptophyta, Magnoliopsida, Sapindales, Anacardiaceae. The coding region runs from base 88 to 444 and encodes 118 amino acids.